This is a messenger RNA of Paramacrobiotus metropolitanus, 3457 nucleotides long. RefSeq lists its product as uncharacterized. The coding region runs from base 804 to 3221 and encodes 805 amino acids. Lineage: Eukaryota; Metazoa; Tardigrada; Eutardigrada; Parachela; Macrobiotidae. The transcript has 5 exons. The record is from RefSeq and is a predicted model, not a curated record.
UCCGAAAGAACGAUGCGCAAUUUCUUAACAUAGCGGUCUUCUUAACAAUUACGACCAAAUAUAGAUAGUAGUGUACACAUUUUCUUUUGGAAACUGCCGAAUUAAUGACACAGAAAAACGGUAAUAACCUGUUAAGUAUCUCUGUAUCAGUAAAACGCACUCACGUAAUAAGAUUCAGACUGGGCAGCGCGUUCCUUUUUAAAUGCCCAGAUUUUGUUAAAUCGUUUUCUGUGAAAUGCUGCGAACAUAUCACGGAGCAUUUGGCGACUUCCCCAGUGCGGCUGCACAGGCUUUUGUACACUUCCCUUGCCUCGGGAUCAUCGGGAACAGAGUAAAAGCGGAUUUCUCCUGGUUCCCUACUCAGAUCACGCUGGUAGUUCAUGCAGGAUUUGACAAAACAACGUCGACCACGGUGGAAUCGCGGCAUUUUUGUGGAUGACUCUUCCGUUUCGUCGGAUAUACCGCUGAUAAUAAACGCAGCCACAUCAGAGCUGGACAUUGAGCACUCGCUCUGAAAACUUUUUUCAUUCGGAAUCAACCUCCCCGAAUUCACGGAGAACUCUGCGAAAGUUGUGAACUCUGCACCGCGUGCAUACCAGCCGAUGGCAAACGACGCUGCUGCCAUCUGUGACAGGGGAAUGGGCAAAAUAACGUGACUGCUGCGAGAGAGCGUUCGACUUAACAUUUGAUGCCCUAACCGUCGAGCGCCCGCUGUGUGAGUUAAGCCUCCACUGUGUAAUGUUGAAGCAGGGCCACAGACUGCCACAGACUGCCACUUAAUAAAAAGUCGCUGGUUGAAGUGAAUGUUCGCUAAUACGAUAGCAGAGGACCCACCAGCUUCAUGCAGUGGCUACCAGCGAUUGAAAUUAUGGAAUUAUUUCGAGAAGGGAACAAGAAAACACUGCACUAGUAAUCAUCCGGAAGCCUUCUGCUGUGCUUGCAAAGCAGUGGGGAUCGUGGAGGCGCUGCGUGGUGAACGUUUAGCGAUGAUGCGCCAUGUAAAAAAAUGCCCGUACAUGUCUGCCAGCGUUAAAACUGAUCUGCAGUGUGAUGCAUGUGACACGUCGGCACAGAAGAAACCAAAGAUGGAAGCCAAGAAAUUGUCUUCCAGUAUGCGUCUUCCCAUGCCUACCUCCGUUAAAUGCGAUGAAUAUGCCGCUCUGCCCGUCAACGACGAUGAGAUGCAAGGCUCUGGUGAAUAUUCUGAUGACGGUCCGAUGGAUCCGGAGUACAAAAGCAAUACCGUAUUAUGGACGCACUUUCGAAAAGGUCCCGGAAAGUAUCGCGGCCAACAUCACUCCGUCGCUUAUUGUGUGGCAUGCCAUGAACACACUGGAGAAUGGGAACCCUUGCGUCGCGAACGGGAUCGAUUAAUGAUUCAUGUGAGGAGAUGUCCGUACUUGACGCACGAAGCUAGGCUGGACCUGACUAAUGAAGACCAGAUGAGGAGAUCGUCCAAGAAGCGCACUUAUUCCACGAUUAAGCUAAAGGCUCCGGUAAAAGUUGCAGAGAAUAACGACGUGCUGCCGCCAGAUACGGGACCCGUUUCCGUUGAGUCCACUUCCAGUGCUUCCACAGUCGCUACUACUCUUCCCAGCGCAGUGCCGAAAGUGAAAGCGUUGGACUUAGAUGUGAUUAAAGCAUGUAUUUCGGCAGGCAUUCCCUUUUCUGCCUUGUCUGAUAACCAUGUUGUCCAUCUCUUCAAAACACUGAAUUCGACGGCACUGCUUCCGAGCGUCAGUGAUCUGAUGGGGGAGGUUUUGGCUAGCGUUGUACUGGAAACAAAGAAGGAUACGGUCAACUUACUGGUCGACCAGGAAUGUGUGACAUUGCAUGUUCGUAUGUGGAAUGAUUCGCGGAGUCGCUUUGUGACCGGGUUCGUGGCUUCUGUGCGGGUCGGCAGCAUUGCAGAUAGCUUUCUCCUGAGUGUUUCCGAACCAGUAAGCCAGGACGCAGCUGCACAGGGACUGACUCAGGAAAUUAUGCACGCUGUAGAGUUACUGCAGCAAGAACACGGUGCCACUGUGGCGUCCAUUGUUUUAUCCUCCCUCUGCAUUAAUAUCCACCGUGCUGUGCACGAGCAGAUUUCCAGUUUUAUCGUUUUGCCAUUAUAUUCUCAGCAUUUUGAUAAACUAACGCGAGAUGCGUUGCAACUGCUGCAAUUCCAGCGAUGGCUGGAUAAGGUAGUCUUGCUGCAAGAAUGUCUUCACCGGAGUAAAUCGACUGCGGAACUGUUUAGGAAGAUACAAUUAAUAUUCGAUCCCAGCGCUGAAGAAGUGCCCACUCCUGUUGGACAACGCUGGAAUUCAUAUGUGCAAUGCUUCUCCAGUAUUGUGGAAAACAAAGAUGCUUUGCAGGAUUUUUCAAGGAGUGAAGAUAGCGAAUUACCAAUAGAGUUGCAACUAUUGAUGGAAGACGAAACAUUUUGGAGCAGUUUGGAGAAUCUCCAGCACGUUUUGCUGCCACUUACCAAUGCCCAGCGGAGUAUUCAGCGUGAUAACCUUUUCAUUUGCGAUCUUCUCAUCCAGCUGCAAAUUCUGCAUAAAGCCUUUGCUAAUGUUUCCGAUAUGCUGGUGAGGACAGCUCUCUUAAACAAUCUGGAAACGUUCUGGAAAAAUCACUGCGACCAGAAGUUGCUAAUUAUUGCCUGCGCUCUUAACAUUGAAACGCGUUUGUCCAUUUUCACGGCCAACACGAUCAAAUGGACGAAAAUCGGGAGCUGGGCAUUGAAGUUGUACGAACAGGUAUUUCAUUGCCAACCGGAUGCGUUGCUUCCUUCCAUCGGAGCUUACCGGGAUGAAGAAGAGCCGUUCAAUCAAUCCACUAUUCGACAAUGGAAAGCUCAAGGUCAGAUCUACUACUGGAAGUAUGUUAAGGAAAUCCAUCCCGAGCUGGCCAAAUUAGCCAUCUUUCUGCUGCGAAUCACUCCAUCGGCAGUGGCUGUAGAGACGGUGUGGAAAGACGCGGAGAGGACAUGCCCAGACCUGACCAGUAGAGAAAAGCUUAUACAAAUAGCUAGAACGAAAGUGAAACUGAUGAAGGAUGAGAGAAAGGCGAAGAAGCAGGGAAGCACGGAGAAUGUUGAUUUAAAAGAGGCCGAUGUGGUUGGAUGUCAGGACGCUGUAGCUAAUUAUAUGGAGAACAUCAAGAGCGAUGUCCCCGAGGAAGGAUGGUUUGGGGAGAGCAGCAGAGUGGCCUCUUUAAAAGAACUAUUCGCAUGAUCUGUACAGAAUUAAUGAUUUUUUUAUCGUUUUGACUCGUUGGAUUUCUUAGUCGUGACUUUACUAUAAAAUCCAGUAUCCAGUAUUUAUAUUUUUGUUUUAUUUUGGAUUAUUAAAUCAUUUGCAGAGUGAAUACCACGGUGGCACUGUCAGUAAUCUGCAUGCAUUUUCGAUGCACACGUCGAUGAAAAGCCAUUUCUUUAAAAUUCGUCAACGCAGCUCACAAGCGCCUUGAA